UCUAUUUCUUCAAAACACAAUUUUUCGUCUUUCAACGAAAAAUAACAUGAAUUUUUGAUGCAGUCGAAAUAAACCCGCUGAAAAAUUCGCAAAAAACAUUUUCAUGCAGUCGUCCAAGGAACAGAUAAAAUUCGAUGAGCAAAGUACGAUAAUUAAUGUUGCAUUUAACGAGGAUACCUCCAUGCCUGCUCCACAUCCAGGUUCACAAAACGAUACUGCUACACAAGACUGGCGUGUGCCAUUUUGUCAAACGCUGCCUCUUGCUGAACAAACUUUAAUUCAAAACAUCAACACGGGAAAUUUAUGUACCAUGGAAACCACCAACCGACUUCGACAUCUAUCAUUCCCAUCCCAGCAUGAACCGCAGUACUAUCCCGAGACAUCACCUUAUGAAGCGUCCUAUCAACCGCCAUCAGCAUUUCAUCAUCCAAUAGAAAUCACUCCAACGAUUUUUCCUCCCUACUUUGUGAAGAACUUUUUGCCACCGGAAUAUAGUUCAUCCGCUGUUUAUUAUCAUGAAGGAAACGUCUUUCAUUCAUAUCAAACACAACCCUACCAAGACCUAUCUCAACUAAAUACCUUUGGAGUAAACUAUCAUCAAAAUCCUUGGGGCAUCUCUCAAAAUCACACCAGACUCACUGAUGUUCAUGUGAAAUCAUCGUCUCUCAUCGAUAACUCUUGCUGUAAUGACUCUCGUUUCCAAGCCACGACGAGUUUGCCACACGUCCAUAUUUGUAAGACCAAACCCCUAUCUCAUUUUCCUACUUUUUCUGGUGACACGAGCGCACAUUCUUCGAUUUCGACGACCUCUAAACUUCCAGAAAAUAUCUUUCUUCCAACAAUUAAUGCCAAGACAGGAAGCAACGCCGAGAUGCCAUUGUGUUUGAAAAAAGAGGCAAGUUUAUCGGAAAGAGUGAAGGCGCAGGUUGACGAUUUCAUCCACUCGACGCUGAAGAAGCAAGAGAUUGGCUCUUGUCAUAUUCGCGGACGUAAGAUUAAGAGAUCAGUGCCAUUAACGGUGCAUUUGCGUCAGCCUCAAACUGAAAAGAAGCGUUUCAAAUGUGACCAGUGUUCCAAAUCCUUUAUUCAUCUUGAUAAACUUAACUCACACUUGCGCUCUCACACUGAAGUUAGACCAUUUUCGUGUUCGUAUUGUCAUAAAUCCUUUGCUCAUUCAAGUGGUCUCAAGACACAUACGAGAAUCCACACCGGGGAGAGACCCCACCACUGUCCAGUCCUUGACUGUGGCAUGCGCUUUUCGGACAUUUCGACUUUAGUGAAACACGCCCGUGUUCAUAGUGGUGAGCGGCCUUACUCCUGCGAUGUUUGUGGUCGACGGUUCAGUCAGUCGGGAAACGUGCACAAACACAGGCGAGCCGUUCAUGAAAAAAAUAGCAAACGUAAGCGAGAAAAUGUGGAGAGAAGUUCACAGGGAGAGCGGGAUUGGGGAAACUACGGAGACAAAAAAUAUUCACCGGAAAUUCUUGAUACACAUUAACAUUUUAAUUGUCAACCAUAAAAGAGAAAAAGAAGUUUUUUGCUUGUUAAGAACUGUUGUUGUUACACUUAGACGUUGCUGCGAAGGAAUGCUAAUUUCGGUUAAAUUCCUUCUUCCAUUUUAGGACGAUAUUGAAAGUUAACUCAUUAACUGCAUGAAGGAAGUUGUUUAGUAAAUAUUGUAACUGUUAAAUUUCGAUGUAAAUACAUCUCCUGGGCUAAGCUGUUUAUAGUGAAAUAAAUGCUAUACAAACAGUCAA
Xenia sp. Carnegie-2017 is the source of this 1757-nucleotide messenger RNA. Its product is annotated as zinc finger protein 235-like. Gene Ontology annotation, molecular function: RNA polymerase II cis-regulatory region sequence-specific DNA binding; DNA-binding transcription factor activity. Gene Ontology annotation, biological process: regulation of transcription by RNA polymerase II. The coding region runs from base 104 to 1498 and encodes 464 amino acids. The transcript is spliced from 2 exons. The record is from RefSeq and is a predicted model, not a curated record. NCBI's taxonomy places the organism in Eukaryota, Metazoa, Cnidaria, Anthozoa, Malacalcyonacea, Xeniidae.